UGGGUUCCAGGCUGUUGUUACUGCUUCCUUCUCUGUUGUGGUCUGAGGUCCCAGGAUAAGCAGCUGCAGCUCCCCUCAGCAACAUCUGAUUGUAGCCAGUCCUUGUUAAAACUCCUGUGGGGCUCAGCCGAGGAGGGUAUUUACUCUGGUAACUGGACCUAGCCCCCCUAGGGCAGCCCUGGACUUUGCUGACACCCACUCCUGAGUCAAAACGUCUCCAGUAGAUGAUGGGAUGGUGAAUGAAAUGGAGGACAACUGUCUGCCGGGACUGGAACCGUACGGGUCAUUACUGGGCAUAUCCAAAGGGGGUGAUUUCCAAGGACUGGCAUAAAUGGUGACCUGUGAGAGUCAAGCCAAGCCAAGCCAAGCCAAGCCAAGCCAAGCCAGAAGGGUAGGAAAACACCAUGGAAGAGUUGUGGAAUGAAACCACUUCCCUUAGCAGAAGAGCUAUGGGGAAAGCCAAGGCUAGGAAAGCCCAAAAGAAAAUCCAGACACCAGGGAAAACCUAUAAGUGCCCAGAGUGUGGGAAAAGCUUCAAUAAGAGAUCAAUCCUUACAGUACAUUGGAGAAUCCACACUGGAGAGAAGCCCUUUAAAUGCCCUGAGUGUGGGAACAGCUUCAGUGUGAACUCGCACCUCAUCGCACAUCAGAGAAUCCACACUGGAGAGAAGCCCUACAAAUGCCAUGACUGUGGCAAAUGCUUCUGCCUGAGCUCCACCCUCAGUAUCCAUCAAAAAAUCUAUACAGGAGAGAAGCCCUGUGAGUGCCUUGUCUGCGGAAAGAGCUUUCGAGUGAGCUCCUACCUUCUUGCCCAUGGGGCAACGCACAGUGCAGGCAACCCUAAUAAAUGCCCUGACUGCAGGUAACACUUCAGCUUUAGCCAAGACCUCAUUGUGCACCGGAGACUGCACAUGGGAGAGAGACCCUUUAAAUGUAUGGAGUGUGGGAAGAACUUCAAUCGGAGAUCAACCCUCAUAGUUCAUCAGAGAGUCCAUAUGGGGGUGAAACCCCAUAAAUGUCAUGAUUGUGGGAAAAGCUCUGUUGUGAGCUCAGGCGCAUUGCACACAAGAGAAUCUACACGGGGGAGAAACCCUACCACUGCCUGGACUGCGGAAAGAGCUGCCGCCUGAGCUCCCACCUCACCCAACACCAGAGAAGCCACACAGGGGAAAGACCCUACAAAUGUCUGGUCUGUGGGAAAAGUUAUGCUAGCAUCUCAGGCCUUAUUAAACACAAGAGAAGCCACGCAGGAGAGAUAUAUAGGCCAGCGCUUUCUUACACCUUAGGGAACCAAUGUGGGAGAGGGCCAUUAUUAGUUUCCCAAAUGUGCAGAAAGCUUCAGUGUGCAGUCACCCCAUCUAAAACACAAGCCAGUGAACGUGGAAGAGGAGCUGUAUCAAUGCCCUGAAUAUGUGGGCAGCUUCACCCACAACUCAGUCCUUACGAGAUAUCAGAGAAUCCACAUGGGAGAGAGACACUUUCGCUGCUCUGAAUAUGGGAAGCAGUUCGCUGAUGGCUCAGGCUUCAUUAGGCCCUAACAAGUCCACACAGAAGAGAGGUCCUGUAAAUGCCCAAGUGCAGGAAAGGGUUCUGGUCAAACUCACUGCUCAUUCGGCAUCAGAGUCCACACAGGCAAGAAACCCUACACAUGUCCUCUCUGUGAGAAAUGCUUUUGUUGGAGCUUGCACAUCAUUAGGCACCAGAGAAUCUACAGUCAAUAGAUGAUCAUCGGGUGUGUCUUCACAAGGCGCUAACUGUGCACUAGAAUUAGGCUAAUUCUACUGUGCAGUAGUGUGCAGGGCAAAAACCGUGCUAAUGUGCUACUGCACAGUAGUAUUAGGCUGUUGCACAGUUACUGUCACU
This is a messenger RNA of Alligator sinensis (Chinese alligator), 1863 nucleotides long. Its product is annotated as gastrula zinc finger protein XlCGF49.1-like. Gene Ontology annotation, biological process: regulation of transcription by RNA polymerase II. The record is from RefSeq and is a predicted model, not a curated record. Gene Ontology annotation, molecular function: DNA-binding transcription factor activity, RNA polymerase II-specific; RNA polymerase II cis-regulatory region sequence-specific DNA binding. The transcript has 2 exons. NCBI's taxonomy places the organism in Eukaryota, Metazoa, Chordata, Crocodylia, Alligatoridae.